This is a messenger RNA of Eutrema salsugineum, 666 nucleotides long. RefSeq names its product interferon-related developmental regulator 1. The record is from RefSeq and is a predicted model, not a curated record. The transcript has a single exon. NCBI's taxonomy places the organism in Eukaryota, Viridiplantae, Streptophyta, Magnoliopsida, Brassicales, Brassicaceae. The coding region runs from base 1 to 666 and encodes 221 amino acids.
AUGGAUUUGUUUGAUAGUGACGAUGAUACAAGUAGUUUCUGCAUGGAUGAAGUUCAGGUUCACAAAGAUGUUAUGUUGGAUCAAUCCCUUGAUGCUCUUAUAUUUGAGUUGGGAACUCUAGAGAAGUUUGCUGCCGAAGCCAAAGGGUGUGCUUAUGGAUCAGUGGAAGAAGGAAGUGUGUCUCAGGAGGCAUUGAUAAACAUGCAUGGCUUGAAAGCUAAAGUCACUAAUCAAGCUAGAGACCUCUCUGUUGAGGCAGGUGGUAAAGGUUCAGCUAAGAAAGAUCUCAACGCCCAACGAAAUUUGUUCAGAGAUCUUGUUGUAUUUCUUGAGGGUGGAUACGCACCUGAAACAUCUACAAAGGUCGGAGGGGACUCUUUACAGACAAGAACGUGGUAUCAGAUGUUACAAUUCAAUUGUUUGAAGCAUUUCCUUGGGGGUGGUUUAAUCAAGCAUAUGCAGGAGAAUGAAUUCCUUCAUGAUGUAUUUAGUUUCACUCCAAAGAAGAUUGGUGCCACUAUUAUGUCUAGUGACGAAAAGAGGUUUUUUAAAUCACCUAACUCAGCUCUCAACAAAGCAAGGACGCGAUUCAUGAACGAACAGAGGAUGUUAACUAUGAUUGCGGAAUCUGAACGUUGGGCAUUAUGCAGCGAUGGUGGAGAAUGA